AUGGUGGCGAUAUCACUGUACAAAGGGAACUUCCACAAAGCGUCCGAUGUACCCCGCCGAUGGCCGCCACCGACCCCAAAGAUUUCGCUCAAAGACUUCAAGAUUCUCCUCCACCGUCGCGACAUGGCUCUCGCCCGCCUCCGCUCCUCCUCCGCCGAGGCCGAUAUCAAUGUCGCGACGACUUCAGGCCCUAGCACCGGCCGUAGCCCUGGCCCCGAACCCAAUCGUGCUAAUACCGAUUCAAUUCAUGGGGAUAACGCCGUGAAUAAAAUCGAUGGCGAGAAUCAUGAGGGCAAUCACUGUUCUGAACCUGAAUUGCUGCCUAAGGGGAAUUUAAAGGAGGAGGUGAUGAUAGAUGAGACAGAAGACUCAUUGAAGAAAUUGAUAGAGGAAAGUGAUGCUAUGGUGGAGGAGCAGAAGAAUGAGGAGAAUACCAAGGAUGAUGGCAAAUCGGAGGCUAUUGUGAAACCGGAUGGCGAGAAAAGCAAUUUGGAAAACGGUAUAAGUGAUGCAGAGAAAAGAACAAAGGAGGUCAAAGAGAAGUUGGAAAUUUUGAAUGAGAAAAAGCAUAGCUUGGUGAAAGUGCUGAAACAGAUUUUGAAUGCAGAGGAGCAGUUAAAGCGGCAAAAUUGCACCCAAGGAAUUUCUGGUCUUCCACCAUCGCAGGUAGACACUAGCACCGAUUCUGGGUCAAUGACUAAGGUCAACACCCCUAAAAUUGGCCCGGAUGGAAUUCCUUGUGGUAAUGUGGAGGGAGGAGAACCUGAUGAUGUUUCGAACCAUAAUGCGACUUCUCGCCACUUACCUCGCACGAGCAGUACUUCUCCGUCUUCUGGUUCUCAACAGCGGAAGCCAAACUCUACCAUGGCACCUCUUUCUUACCGGGCCACUAUGGGCGUUGCCAGUAGCCCUUCACGAUUUGCACCCACUGGUCAAGGUCAAAGUCAAGGUCAAGGUCAAGUACAAUCUGCUCUUUCUGUCUCGGCCACUAGUUAUGUGGUGUCAUCUCCUUCUCCAGCUGCAUCAGGUGGUACCUCUAUCUUUAGAGACGCCAGGCUCCCGAGCCCAUGGAAUUAG
This is a messenger RNA of Striga hermonthica, 1077 nucleotides long. NCBI's taxonomy places the organism in Eukaryota, Viridiplantae, Streptophyta, Magnoliopsida, Lamiales, Orobanchaceae. The record is from the annotation of a GenBank genome assembly.